Messenger RNA from Anisakis simplex (herring worm), 5739 nucleotides. The record is from the annotation of a GenBank genome assembly. Lineage: Eukaryota; Metazoa; Nematoda; Chromadorea; Rhabditida; Anisakidae.
AUGGUUGGUUCACAAGGCUUCAAACGGCAGGAUAUUGUGUUUGGUGUGACGUGCGAUCGAGUCGACGAGCUUUUCCCAUGGUACGGUAUUCCGAUGGGGAUUGCUGAUCUGGAGCGAGAAGACUGCUAUUACGGUACACUGUUUGAUCCAUUGAUCGAUGAAAACUCUGAAUAUAGUUGUAAGAAGCGUGAAUAUAUGGCCGGUAUUACAAGAUUAUCUGAUACAAGGGUACAAAUUUUAUGCUGUCGAUUGAGGACGAGAGAUGAGAAAGAAUGUCGCGAGAAACGAUUUUCGAAACCAAUUGGAAAUGACCAAACACCUGAGAUUUUCGAGCAGAAGAAAGUGAUCAACGCAAUCGCUGUUGAUCGUUUCGCAUUCCGAGUGCGAUUCUGUGAGUUGACGCCUCGUGCAGUCGGUUUAAUUUAUGAGGAUGAGCCAUUAACAACGACAACAGAACAACCGUUUGAAAGCAACGAAUUAACACCAGCAACACCAAUUGAAGAAUCUGGAUUAGAUUCAGAAGAAGUAGCCGAAAAGCAACAAACAACCAGGAGCACAACUCUUCGAACAACGCGCACUCCUCGUACAACAAAAAGUUGCAAUUUUUUUCUUCCUUCCGUUUUAUCAACACGAAGAACUAGAACUACAGCCAAGCCAACAACAACAAAGAAACAUCGUGUUCUUCAACUAAGACGACCGUCCAAUUCAGUCAUUGAAAUCAACGAUAACGAAAGUAAGGAAAACGAUGAGAGCGGUGACGAAGUGAAUGAGAUUGCUACUCAUGAUGCUGAUGAUGAGCAAAUGAUAACUCAACCAAACGAACAAACAUCUCAGAAGUUUCAAUCAAACCGGAAAGAUGAGGAUUCAUCCACAACUGAUAAAAAUGAUGAUAAUGAUGAUAAAGAUUUUGAAGAGGGUGAUGAUAAGGAUGAUAGCAAUGAUAAGAAUGGGAAUGGGAGUAGGGAAAACAUUUUUGUUGCGUCACCAUCAUCUAUGCAAAGCGAAGAAACAAGUGAUGCGCAGCAAUUCUUAACCCAAACACCACUUCUACCAACACCGAUUGAGCGUCAACAAUCUGAAUUGGCCAAUAACGAUAACAACGAUUCACCAACAAACUCACUCACUGAUAAUGAUUAUGAUGAUGACGUUAGAUCCCAUGAAUAUACCACUGAUAAUGAUGUAUACGAAACGUUUCUGGACAAUGAUCCAACCGUAACACUACCACAAACGAUCAUCAAUGAUGUCAACGAUCAGGCUUCGUCCUCAUCAUCCUCUUCCCAAACAACAGACGAACUUGCCUCACAAAUGCCAACAGAUCGCCUUCACAGAGCAUCAUUGCAACAAAAACCGUUAUCAAUCAUUACCAAAAAAGUGGCCGCAUCAAAGCGCAAAAAGUUCGAUGACCAUAUUCAUAAGAAGCUGAAAAAUAAAGACUCACAAAAUGAGCACAGUCAACUGAAUGCCAUUGAAAACAUUGGCAAAAAUCUUCGCAGCACAACCACAACAAACAGAAAUUCUUUUUUCGUACACCGUAAAAAUUCUUUAUUUCCUGAACAUUCAGCCUCCAGAAAGAAUCGCCUACAUGGUGCAAAAAUAGCGAACACAGUACAAAAAAUUGAACCGUUGCAAUUGCUCAGAAAUACGGAUCACGAAAGACUGUCCUAUCGAUCGCCAGUGGUUCAACAGCAACGAAAACAACGGCAGCAACGCCAUCGCCAACAACUAGUCUCAAUGGCAUCACCACGCAGUAUGAAUUAUGAGGAUGCUGAGGAUAGUAAUGAUGAGUAUGAUGAAUAUAAUUCCGAAUGGUUCAACAAUGAGAAUUUGGAUGAGGAUGGUUUGCUGCAGCAAGAUCCGAUCCUUGAUAGCGCCGCUAAUAUCAAAGAAGAAUUUAAAACUUUGCCCAUCUCUGCAACACAUUCAUCAUUUAGAACGCCGUCAUCGUUAUCGUUGCAGAAAGCUUCGUUGAUUGAUGUCUUAUCGCAACCGACCAUCACUCAGCAACAACAAUUCAUUUCUCCUUCCUUAUUCUCCCCACCUUCACGCAAUUCGCAAUUUUUACAGCAGCACUCCAUGUCACCACUAUUUUCACCUCAAAAUCCUUCAGCUUCACCAUUUCAACCGUCUGUAAUGGGCUUUGAAAAUUAUCCAGUAGAACUCGGGCAAUUCCCAGGAAUGCUACCAUCUCCUCAUGCUCCUCUGUCAAUUCCUGCUAUAUAUGAGCAGUUACCACGACGGUCGUCAAAUACAAUGACUUCUGAGACAUUGUUAAGCCCGGACUUUCGUGAUCCGUCUCAAUUUGGCUUUGACAGUGGUAAUGAAAAUGCCAAUCAUUUCAUAAAACAACAGAGUGCAUUUCAACAACCGUCGAUUAUGAACUCAUUAAACGGUAUGAAUAUGAAAAAUAACAAUGACCUCAUGAGUUAUGCUUCAACCAUUUUAACUGAUGAUAGCAACAACGCAAUGGAGAACGGAAAUGAACAAGUUCAUCUUCACAAGAAUACCAGUAAUAUUAUCAACGAUGCGCAACCACUAACUGACGCUUUCAUAUCUCAAAGUGGUGGAAUCAUAUCGUCUGUUGCGCCGUCAUUGUUAUCGUACAACUUAGCAGAAGUCAAACAGGUCGAUGGGUCGCUUACGAACGGAGCAGUGAACGUUGGCAGCGUUCAUGAAACUACGAUUGUUAAACCAGGGAAGACCUCACUGAGACCCGAUUUAGCAAUAACAGUAUCAUCAAUUCCACUGACAACCACAACACUUUCACCAGUUGCCGCAGCAACUUUACCAACGACAAUAUCAACAACAACGUUACCGAUAAUCACAACAACCUUGCCGACAACUACGAAAACUUUACCAACAACAUCAUCAAUAACCACGACAGCUUCACCAAUAACCACGACAGCUUCACCAAUAACCACGACAACUUCACCAAUAACCACGACAACUCCACCGACAACUUCACCGACAACAACAUCAGAAAGGACAUCACCAAAAACGUUGAUGUACCCAACAAGUACCACCACUGAUUCUUCGUAUUAUCUAAACAAUUACUCGGGUGAGAUGCCAACCUUAGACGAGAUUCGACAACAACAACAACAACAACAACAACAACAAGUGAAUAAUGCAAACGCACUAUUCACAGAUGAGACGUCAACCAUGGUCCAAAUGAAUCAACAGCAGCAAAUGAAGCGAAUGGAGAACGUUGCAAAUCUGACGCAGCACGCUUUCAUAAAUCCCAUGAACGGUGCUGUUGAACCAUCGGUGUUAUGGAUACCAGAACAGAGCAAUGAACACUACCAUAAUGCACUUACCGUGACGAUUCAUCCAACUGUCGAUAAUAUUCGCACCACAUCUGCUUCAUCAGUAUAUUCGCUAAAAACAACCAAAAUCAGGCAAUUUUCUGGAACAACAACCACACUAAUGAGCACACCAACGAUAAUGCAGCAAGCAGAGAAUGAUGACGUUACUCUAAAAGACAAUCGAUCUCACAUAGAUGAGUUCACAUCGUCCAAUGAAAGUAUGCCAUCUUCAUUGCAAUUAGAAAAUAUGCGGCGAGAAUCAAAAGGUGCCGAGUUCAUUCUAACAUCACCACACACAUACCGACAAACGCAGCCUCAGUUAGUGCAAGUGCCAAAUACUUAUGAGACCAUAACGGUACCAUCUACAACACCUAAAAUUAUAACUUCUACUUCUACUUCUACUACUACUACUUCUGCUGUUAUAACUAAAAACGAUGAAGCACUGGGAUCAGAAAGGAACACUAUAAAAGGAAUACAGUUGAAUGGUGGUACAGAAACGUUGGCUUAUGAUGGAUUCAAAAAUGGCAACAAUCGCAGUUCUUCUGAAACCACCGAACAAUCAGAGCAGCCGGACGAUCGACUCGCUGAUAAAGAAUCAAAGAACAUUGAGCAUAUAACUACAACAACAUCUAUUAAUUCAACUGACACGGUCGUUAGUAGUAGUAAUAGUGAGUCAAUGAAUAUCAGCGGUCAUUUGGAUUCAUCAAAUGAAAAAUUAUUGGACAAAAGUAAGGAAAAGAUUACUACACAGGAAGAGAAUUUUGGUAUACUAUACAUGAGAUGGUAUCACUACUUUCUCAGUGACCGUCUCAUGCAUGAAAGUACCUGGAUUGCCAAUCCAGAAAGUUUACUCAACGAUUUGGAUAGUUUAUUGGAAAGUCAAGAAUUAUCGGAAUCAGAAGUUCAGAUUGCUGAAGAUUUACUCAGAGAAUCGCUACAGCAAGAGGAAACAGAAACUGAGUCAUUCGAACAACCAGAAAUCAACUCAGAACUUGACGAACAACUGGAAGAUGAGCCAGCUCUCGGGGAGAGUUUAUUGGCUGAAAAUCAUAUGGAAAAGCCAAAAACUUCGCAUAAACAAUCUGAACACACCGAAAACGCAAUUAACUCGUCGCAAUCGCGUGAUAAGUCCAUACAGCAAUCUAGUGAUUCGAAUGCACUGUUUGAUGCAUUUCCAUCACCCCCCACUCCAUCGCAUCGUCCAGUCACAAAAGAUGAAACCAAACGCGGUCAACAUACAACUAAAUCAGAAUCAUCGAAAGCACGAAAAUUAUCUAUUCCAACAGCGCCGUAUGUGGAUGAGGAUUUGAAUCUGUCACCAUUCGAAACAACGACCGAUGAUGAUAAUAUGCAAAAUUCGGAUUCGUUGCUGAACAUUCUAUCGAAGGCCCGUUCAUUAUCUGUUGCAUCCCGAGAAGUUUCUCAUCUGAAGAAAGCAGCUAGUGACGAUCCCACGGAGUCAAUUCCCUCAUUUGUUUCAACCGAUGGUUUGAAAAGCUCUAAGGAAAUUUCAUCUGAGAUUCGACGAGCUCCUAUCAAAAAACCAUGGAGGAGAGCUGGAGCCAGAUUCAAGCCGUUUACUGGCUUUCCAAGUAUGCCAUCAAAUAAAAUUUCGACUGAUUUCAUUUUUCCAACAUUUGCCGACGAAGUAGCAUCUAAUGAAGCAGAUUAUCAAGAGAAUGAUUUCCCAGUAAAACUUUCUGGUCCUGAUGCCACACCAACAUUCCAUCCGAAAGCUGACAUUCCGAUUGAGAUGCCUCCUUUAAUAAUAUACGAUACGCCGAAUCGUGAUAAUGUUCUAUCGCUUCCCAGAAACGAUAACGUGAAAAAAUCAUCGUCAAAGUUGCGAACACUCGAAGCUGAUAAUCCAUCUGAAUCAUUCGACCUCACAAGAGGAAUGCAUCUUCAACAAAUGAUUCCAAUGAGCAAUGUAAGUGAAAUGCAAAGACGAUAUGAUGAGGCGAAACAUGAAACUCUAAGCAAAUUAACAGCACCACACGAAGCACUAUCAACAGCUACAAUGCUGCACACUACAACAAAAACUCUUCCAAAGCAAAAUAACUUUGGCGAUAAUAUGAAUGAAAUGAGAAGUUAUAAUAUUGCGCACAAUGAACUCGACAAUCAAAUCAAUGAACAGCCUUAUCUGCAACAACACUCACUCGAGCAGUACGAGAAUCGUGCGGAUUUUACGACCUAUAAUCCGGCUAAAUUUUAUCAUACGCCACCACCAAAGAGAGGAACGCUACGAGAGGAGAUAUUGACAUUCUGUACGAAAGAUAUUGCGAUCAGAGAUACAAACAACUUGGUGAUUGCUUGUGGAAGUGAUACCGAAGUUUGGAUACCACACAGAUGCCCGAGUGGCAGUGAGUGCUUUGUUGCGUCUGAUUCAACCUAUCGAAUCUGUUGUGCUGUUGCAGAUGCUAUUCAGUAUGCAAACUAA